Myotis lucifugus (little brown bat) is the source of this 1449-nucleotide messenger RNA. Its product is annotated as tyrosine-protein kinase ZAP-70-like. The record is from RefSeq and is a predicted model, not a curated record. Gene Ontology annotation, molecular function: non-membrane spanning protein tyrosine kinase activity; signaling receptor binding; ATP binding. Gene Ontology annotation, cellular component: extrinsic component of cytoplasmic side of plasma membrane. Gene Ontology annotation, biological process: innate immune response; protein phosphorylation; cell surface receptor protein tyrosine kinase signaling pathway. NCBI's taxonomy places the organism in Eukaryota, Metazoa, Chordata, Mammalia, Chiroptera, Vespertilionidae.
GUGCAUCAGGGAAACAGGCUGGGUUUCUGAGAAGCCCGCUGCUGGGUGGGCGACCUUUAGGUGCCGGUCCCUGCCCUGCCCGGCCGCUGCCCCGCUGCUGUGUCCAGGGUUUGGCGAGGCGCUAGGGCGCGCAGUUGGCGCGGGGCAGCGGCGGCGAUGCCGGACCCCGCUGCGCACCUGCCCUUCUUCUACGGCAGCAUCUCGCGCGCCGAGGCCGAGGAGCACCUGAAGCUGGCGGGCAUGGCCGACGGCCUCUUCCUGCUGCGCCAGUGCCUGCGCUCGCUGGGCGGCUACGUGCUCUCGCUGGUGCACGACGUGCGCUUCCACCACUUCUCCAUCGAGCGCCAGCUCAACGGCACCUACGCCAUCGCCGGCGGGAAGGCGCACUGCGGCCCCGCCGAGCUCUGCGAGUUCUACUCGCGCGACCCCGACGGGCUGCCCUGCAACCUGCGCAAGCCGUGCAACCGGCCGUCGGGGCUGGAGCCGCAGCCCGGGGUCUUCGACUGCCUGCGGGACGCCAUGGUGCGCGACUACGUGCGCCAGACGUGGAAGCUGGAGGGCGAGGCCCUGGAGCAGGCCAUCCUCAGCCAGGCGCCCCAGGUGGAGAAGCUCAUCGCCACCACGGCUCACGAGCGGAUGCCCUGGUACCACAGCAACCUGACGCGCGAGGAGGCCGAGCGCAAACUCUACGCGAGCUCGCAGACCGACGGCAAGUUCCUGCUGAGGCCCCGGAAAGAGCAGGGCACGUACGCACUGUCUAUGAUCUACGGGAAAACCGUGUACCACUACCUCAUCAGCCAGGACAAGGCCGGCAAGUACUGCAUACCCGAGGGGACCAAGUUUGACACGCUCUGGCAGCUGGUGGAGUACCUGAAGCUGAAGGCGGACGGGCUCAUCUACUGCCUGAAGGAGGCCUGCCCCAACGCCAGCGCCAGCGCCAGUGCAGGGGCCGCUGCUCCCACCCUCCCCGCCCACCCAUCCACGUUCACCCAUCCUCAGAGACGGACCGACACCCUCAACUCAGAUGGAUACACCCCUGAACCAGCCCGCCUAGCGUCCCCAGAGAAGCCGCGGCCCCUGCCCAUGGACACGAGCGUGUACGAGAGCCCCUACAGCGACCCCGAGGAGCUCAAGGACAAGAAACUCUUCCUGAAGCGCGACAACCUCCUCGUAGCUGACAUCGAACUUGGUUGCGGCAACUUUGGCUCCGUGCGCCAGGGCGUCUAUCGCAUGCGCAAGAAGCAGAUCGACGUGGCCAUCAAGGUGCUGAAACACAGCACAGAGAAGGCGGACAAGGACGAGAUGAUGCGCGAGGCGCAGAUCAUGCACCAGCUGGACAACCCCUACAUCGUGCGGCUCAUCGGCGUCUGCCAGGCGGAGGCCCUGAUGCUCAUCAUGGAGAUGGCGGGCGGCGGGCCGCUGCACAAGUUCCUCACCGGGAAGAAGUGA